CACUCCCAGUCAACAGUGGAGGCCCCACCCUUUGUGUAACCCACCGCCCGUCAAUCAAAAUACAAAGAAAUCUGACAGUUAUCGCCUUAUUUAUACGCGUAUACAAUCAAUAUAAUUUGUUGAUCAUGUCCAGGGGCUUGUGACUAUCAGGACUCUCCGUUUCACGACAAGUCACGCAAUGACUGCCCCAGAAAAGCCAAUGAAACCAGAGGAUAUGGCUGCCUUGGACGUGGACAGUAGUCGAAGCGACUUUCUGCAGCAGGAGGAAGGCAGGGGCAGCCAGGACUCUCAGCCAUCACCCCUCGACCUGCUAGCAACCACCUGCACUAAGGUUGGGUCACCGUCUUCAGAGUUGGACAGAGGUGCUGCUGCUGAUGUGACAUCUGAUCCGUCUACUCAGCUUACUGGGACGGAUAAAUGGGAGGUGUUAACUUCCACAACAGCAGCAAAGGAUGAAUCCGGAAUGAUACAGAUCCAAUGUCAAGGAGUAUUAACAUCCAAUGGACAGUAUGUUCUUCCUCUCCAGAACUUACAAAGUCAGCCAAUCUUUGUGACGUCGGGAACGGCCACCUCCAAUGCCAAUGCAGUGCCUAACAUUCAGUACCAAGUAAUUCCUCAGAUUCAGACAGCGGAUGGACAGCUUAGCUUCUCCACGUCCGGCGUGGAAGGAGCGACUCUGACUCAGGAUGCCACGGGGCAGAUUCAGAUCUUGCCUGAUGGUAGCCAGAGUCUUGGUGUUACAUCAACUGCAAACAUCCUUAAUAACAACCAGAACCUCAUAUCACAGACUGGUAAUGUCCAGCAGAUCCAGGGGGUUUCUAUUGGCAGCUCCACCUUCAACAACCAGGGUCAGGUUGUUACUAAUGUGCCUGUGGGUUUGCCCGGGAACAUUACUUUUGUUCCCGUUAACAGUGUGGACUUGGACUCCCUGGGCCUGUCUGGAGCUCAGACUAUAGCAACAGGGGUCACUGCAGAUGGCCAGCUAAUUAUGGCAAGUCAGCCUGUGGAUGGCUCAGAGAGUCAGGUGAAGACAGAUGAUCACCUCUCACAGACUAUACCAGUCAAUGACUCGAAUGCAAAUCCUGAGAUUUUUGUGCCAACGUCUUCCUCUCAGCUACACGUUCCAGGAAAUGAAUCAGGUCUGCUGACACAAGAUUCUUCAUUGUCAUCAGUGGCUACAGAACAAGCCGACUCAAGUUCUGGUCUCCAAGAAGGUUUCAUCCAACAAAAUCAGGAGCGGAGCAUCCAGGUGUCCUCAGCCCCGCCCAUCAUCCAGCUGCAGCAGGUGCCAGUGCAGACCACCAACGGUCAGGUGAUGCAGUCAGUGGCGACAGGCGGGCAGAGCCUACAAAACGUGCAGCUGAUCAACCCGGGAACCUUCAUCAUCCAAGCCCAGACAGUCACGCCGUCGGGUCAGAUACAGUGGCAGACCUUUCAGGUGCAGGGAGUGCAGAACCUGCAGAACCUCCAGCUGCCCACCACACCACCCCAGCAGAUAACCCUGGCUCCAGUCCAGACCCUGUCACUGGGUUCUAGUCCGGUCAGCAUCAGCACAGGACAGAUCCCCAACCUGCAGACAGUGACGGUCAACUCAGUGGCCCAACAGGAAAGAGACACAGACGCCCCCGGAGACAUUCAGAUAAAGGAAGAGCCAGACUCUGGAGACUGGCAGCUGAGCACCGACUCCACCCUGAACACAAGCGAUCUGUCCCACCUUCGCGUCAGGCUGGUGGAUGAGGACGAUCAGUUGGGCCAGGAGGGCAAGAGGCUGCGCAGAGUGGCAUGUACUUGCCCAAACUGUAAAGAGUCAGGCGGGAGAGGAUCCAGCAUGGGGAAGAAGAAGCAGCACAUCUGCCACAUCGCUGGCUGUGGGAAAGUAUAUGGAAAGACAUCGCACCUGCGAGCACACCUGCGCUGGCAUUCAGGGGAGCGACCUUUUGUUUGCAGCUGGAUGUUCUGUGGGAAGAGGUUCACACGCAGCGACGAGCUGCAGAGACACAGGAGAACACACACAGGAGAAAAGAAGUUUGUCUGCCCAGAAUGUUCCAAGCGCUUCAUGCGGAGCGACCACCUGGCUAAGCACAUUAAAACUCAUCAGAACAAAAAAGGUGUGAACUCUGGCAGCUCAGUGGUGGCCUCGAUGGAAUCCGCAGGGUCCUCAGACAGUAUCAUCACCACGACAGGCGGGACCACCCUCAUCCUCACCAACAUCCAGCAGGGUUCCAGCACCGCCCAGGACAUCCUGGCCAAUGCAGAGAUCCCUCUCCAGCUCGUCACCACAGUAGCGGCCAGUGAAGUCAUGGAGUGAUUUACGCUCCCCUCGGGAACUUCUACAAACUCUCUCAUACUGUAUAC
Xiphias gladius (swordfish) is the source of this 2355-nucleotide messenger RNA. It is a transcript of the gene sp3a, whose product is annotated as sp3a transcription factor. NCBI's taxonomy places the organism in Eukaryota, Metazoa, Chordata, Actinopteri, Istiophoriformes, Xiphiidae. The record is from RefSeq and is a predicted model, not a curated record. The coding region runs from base 179 to 2308 and encodes 709 amino acids. Gene Ontology annotation, biological process: regulation of transcription by RNA polymerase II. Gene Ontology annotation, molecular function: RNA polymerase II cis-regulatory region sequence-specific DNA binding; DNA-binding transcription factor activity, RNA polymerase II-specific. The transcript is spliced from 7 exons.